Molecule: messenger RNA, 582 nt
Organism: Phaedon cochleariae (mustard beetle)
Lineage: Eukaryota; Metazoa; Arthropoda; Insecta; Coleoptera; Chrysomelidae
Source: the annotation of a GenBank genome assembly
AUGGAUGAAAUGGAAAUUGAUGAUGGACAGCUUAUAGAAAUUGUAAGACACUUUUCAGUUUUAUAUGACAUCAAACAUAAAGAGUACCGAAAUCAUGAAGUGAAAACGAAUGCCUGGAAAACGAUCGGGGAAACCAUGAAUCGACCUGCUGCAGAAUGUGAAGCACGUUGGACUACCCUUAGAAAUGUAUUCACAAGGGAAUCAAAGAAGGCUAAAGUGGUACCUUCUGGUUCAGGUGGCAAAGGGAAACCAUGGAUUUGGUUGGAAGAAAUGAGCUUUCUAUUAGGCUUCAUUCGAAGAAGAAAAACAAAAGGUAAUGUAUCAAAACCUGAAACUGAUGAAAUUGAAAUGGAUACUCCAUCAGAGGAUGUCUGGGACACAAUGUCCGAAAUAUUCUUUGAUUCAAGCCAAGUGGAACCAAUGGAAAAAACAGGGGAGGAAACCCAAGAUGAGAAUCGUGAUCCAUUUGAGGCAGUUGAGGUUGUCUGUGAAACAGAAGAAGUCCCAGCAAAAAAGAAGAAAUCGAAUGAUGAUCCUAUAGUACCAGUAGUACACCUAAAAACUCUUCACACCCAUCCAUAA